Molecule: messenger RNA, 2925 nt
Organism: Echinops telfairi (small Madagascar hedgehog)
Lineage: Eukaryota; Metazoa; Chordata; Mammalia; Afrosoricida; Tenrecidae
Gene: BMAL1
Product: aryl hydrocarbon receptor nuclear translocator like
Exons: 21
Coding region: 411-2423 (670 amino acids)
Biological process (GO): regulation of transcription by RNA polymerase II; circadian rhythm
Cellular component (GO): cytoplasm; aryl hydrocarbon receptor complex; nucleus
Molecular function (GO): DNA-binding transcription factor activity, RNA polymerase II-specific; protein dimerization activity; RNA polymerase II cis-regulatory region sequence-specific DNA binding
Source: RefSeq, a predicted model, not a curated record
AGGUGCCUGUUUACCCGCGCCGGACUCACCGCCGCUGCCGCCGCGGGAUCCGAGUGGGGGCGCGGGCGCAGGCGCUCCCAGCGAGCCAGGGUGGUGCUGAGUGGAGAACACACUUCCCGGCACACGCUUGACUUUUCAAAUGUGGAAUCCCAGACCUUCGUUGGUGUUGGGAAGAAGCUGACUGCCCGAACAGGGACUACAAAACAUGAGAAUCUCUGUGAGGUGACCAGCGCGUCCUGCGGCUGUUCCUCCCAGGCCGGACCUGCGGCUCGAGAACCGUCAUUUCAGAUGAAGAUCCUUGGGCCCAGGGAGAGGGAGUGACAGCCCCCGUGUGUGGCGCUCAGACGCUUGACCGCGGCAGUCGCCGGGUGUGCUGUGGAAGUUGGAGUCCCUUGCCAGAACACCCAAAUAUGGCAGACCAGAGAAUGGACAUUUCUUCAACAAUCAGUGACUUCAUGUCCCCAGGGCCCACCGACCUUCUCUCCAGCUCCCUCGGCACCAGCAGCAUGGACUGCAAUCGCAAACGGAAGGGCAGCUGCACGGACUACCAAGAGAGCAUGGACACAGACAGAGAUGACCCUCAUGGAAGGUUAGAGUACACGGAACACCAAGGAAGGAUCAAAAAUGCAAGGGAGGCUCACAGUCAGAUUGAGAAGCGACGCCGGGACAAAAUGAACAGCUUUAUCGAUGAGUUGGCCUCCCUCGUACCAACAUGCAGUGCGAUGUCCAGGAAAUUAGAUAAACUCACCGUCCUGAGGAUGGCUGUUCAGCACAUGAAAACCCUCCGAGGUGCCACCAACCCAUACACAGAAGCAAACUACAAACCCACCUUCCUGUCAGACGACGAGCUGAAGCACCUCAUUCUCAGGAAUAAGCCUUUCAGCAGAUGGUGCUUGGAAAACCGCCUCCCCUCACUGCCAUCCCUGCCCCUGGGCCAGCUUUGGAGAGGCUCGCCCCCAGCCUCCCCCUGUCCUUCUGGCUGGUGGCCCACUGUGCUCUCGGCAGCAGAUGGAUUCUUGUUUGUCGUAGGAUGCGACCGAGGGAAGAUUCUCUUUGUGUCGGAGUCGGUCUUUAAGAUCCUCAACUACAGCCAGAAUGACCUGAUUGGUCAGAGCUUAUUUGACUACCUGCACCCAAAAGACAUCGCCAAAGUCAAGGAGCAGCUCUCCUCCUCGGACACAGCACCCCGGGAGCGGCUCAUUGAUGCGAAAACCGGACUCCCCGUUAAGACAGAUAUAACCCCCGGGCCAUCUCGAUUAUGUUCUGGAGCACGGCGUUCUUUCUUCUGUAGGAUGAAGUGCAACAGGCCCUCAGUAAAGGUGGAAGACAAGGAUUUCCCCUCCACCUGCUCAAAGAAAAAAGCAGAUCGGAAAAGCUUCUGCACCAUCCACAGCACAGGCUAUUUGAAAAGCUGGCCGCCCACCAAGAUGGGGCUGGAUGAAGACAACGAGCCGGACAAUGAAGGGUGUAACCUCAGCUGCCUGGUCGCCAUCGGGCGGCUGCAUUCUCACGUCGUCCCGCAGCCGGUGAACGGGGAAAUCCGGGUGAAAUCCAUGGAGUACGUUUCUCGACACGCAGUCGACGGGAAGUUCGUGUUUGUAGACCAGAGGGCAACAGCUAUUUUGGCAUAUCUACCGCAAGAGCUUUUAGGCACUUCAUGUUACGAGUAUUUUCACCAAGAUGACAUCGGCCACCUCGCAGAAUGUCACCGGCAAGUUUUACAGACGAGAGAAAAGAUUACGACGGACUGCUAUAAGUUUAAGAUCAAGGACGGGUCCUUCAUCACAUUACGGAGUCGGUGGUUCAGUUUCAUGAACCCGUGGACCAAGGAAGUAGAGUACAUUGUCUCCACCAACACCGUUGUUUUAGUCAACGGCCUGGAAGGCGGGGACCCCAGCUUCCCACAGCUCACAGCAUCCCCCCACAGCAUGGACAGCAUGCUGCCGUCUGGAGAAGGUGGCCCAAAGAGGACCCACCCAACUGUUCCAGGGAUCCCAGGGGGCACCAGGGCUGGGGCUGGAAAAAUAGGACGAAUGAUUGCUGAGGAAAUCAUGGAGAUCCACAGGAUAAGAGGGUCAUCGCCUUCCAGCUGUGGCUCGAGCCCGCUGAACAUCACCAGUACUCCUCCCCCGGAGGCCUCCUCUCCAGGAGGCAAGAAGAUUUUAAAUGGAGGGACCCCGGACAUUCCUUCCAGUGGCCUACUACCAGGGCAAACUCAAGAGAACCCAGGUUAUCCGUACUCGGAUAACUCUUCUAUUCUUGGUGAGAACCCACACAUAGGUAUAGAUAUGAUAGAUAAUGACCAGGGCUCAAGUAGUCCCAGCAACGAUGAAGCAGCAAUGGCUGUCAUCAUGAGCCUUUUGGAAGCAGAUGCUGGACUGGGUGGCCCUGUUGACUUUAGCGACUUACCAUGGCCGCUGUAAACGCGACAGGUUGCUGCGGCAACAGUUACAGUAUCAAAGUGCAUUACUGGUGGAGCUUUACAGUCUGUGAAGACGAUUGGAUGAGGAGAGAACCGCUUUUAUGGAGUGUCUACAUAAAAGCCAUCUCAGAGCCAUCGAUACAAGUCAAUCUUCCUGUGUAACUUCAGACAAAGUGGAACUAAGCCUGCUUCCAGUGUUUCAUCAUCAUUGAUUAUUGGGCUAGCUGUGAAUAGCUUGCAUUAAUUGUAUAUUUUGGAUUCUGUUUGUGUUGAAUUUUUUAAUCAUUGUGCACAGAAGCAUCAUUGGUAGCUUUUAUAUGCAAAUGGUCAUUUCGGAUGUAUGGUGUUUUUACACUACAAAGAAGUCCUUCGUGGAUAUUUCUUAUACUAAUUGUAUCAUAAAGCCGUUUAUUCUUCCUUGUAAGAAUCCUUUCCUAUAAAUAUGGGUUAAAGUAUAAUGUAUUAGACAGUUAAAUAUUUUUAAUAAAUGUUUCCCUUGUUCU